AUGAACAAAACGAAACAUGAGAAGGACGCUUAUGUAUUACAGUUCUGGCAAAGGAGUAAGUUAAAUUUGUUAUCACCUUCAGGGAAAUGUUCAAACAUAAUAACAAAAGCAUUCCACGAUAAAGUGGACCCAAACGGAGAUAAGUGGGCAACUUUAAGCAAAGAGACAAAAAUUUUUUAUUGGGAAGAGUUUCAGUUGAUAACUCAAUCAAGGCUGCUUGGGAACAUAAGGCCAAAUAAAGAGGAGUUCAAGAAAAAAUCAGAGCAGAAUAAAAAAAGUAGGCGUAAAGGUGUAGUGGGUGGUAAAGCCCCACCUACUCACAAUGGAGGAUCUGCUUCUCAUAAGAAAAUUGCUCUUGAUAUGGAGGAAUAUACGGAAAAAGCUCCAUCAGUCUAUGAUGUAUUCAUGUUUACUCAUACUAAGGAUCAUGACGGAAAGACAUUCCUAGAUGACAAAGUGAAAAAAGUUCAUGAUUUUAUUGAGUCUAGACGCGCGGAUUUGGAACUAUUAGGAGAGGAAGUUGAUGAAAAUGAGUUGUUUUAUACGGCUAUUGGAGGACAUGAUCAUAACAGAAGAAUUUAUGGGCUUGGCUUAUAUGGCAUAUCCAUCUUUCCUAUAGAUUCUUCUAAAACAUGUUCUUCACCAGAUACAAAUUAUGAAAAACAUCAUCUCGAAACCAAGAUCCAAAAGCUAGAGGAAACUAUAGUGCAACAAAGAAUCGACUUGGAUGAAGUGAGAAACACAAGCAAUGAUAUGAGAAACGCGACUAACUAG
Molecule: messenger RNA, 774 nt
Organism: Lactuca saligna
Lineage: Eukaryota; Viridiplantae; Streptophyta; Magnoliopsida; Asterales; Asteraceae
Source: the annotation of a GenBank genome assembly